This is a messenger RNA of Dicrocoelium dendriticum, 1527 nucleotides long. The record is from the annotation of a GenBank genome assembly. Lineage: Eukaryota; Metazoa; Platyhelminthes; Trematoda; Plagiorchiida; Dicrocoeliidae.
CUCGUGGGUUGCUCAGCCGGCAUCCUCUUGGAUCGAUGACUACUUCGAUUGGAUCGAUCCUGACGGCUCGCCAUACUGUUGUCGAAUGUAUCCAAAUUUGACCGACUUUUGUCCAGACACUGCACCUUUGGACGCAUGUGUUACGUGCCCGGUGGAAUUGAUCGAUGGGCGUCCGUCGGCCGACAACUUCACUGGUUACCUGGGUCGAUUUUUAGACCAGAACCCCGGAACAGCGUGUCCCAAGGGUGGUCGAGCCGCCUACCAUGAUGCCGUAUCACUUGGUCCGGGAAAUUCUGUUGGUGCAACCUACUACAUGACCUAUCAUACUGUACUCAAAAAACCGGACGAUUAUGUGGACGCCUUGAAAGGUGCUCGUAGGCUUGCAGAUGAGGUUAACACUCAGUGGCGGGCGAAUCGCUCCAUUCCAAGGCGUAGCUCCUAUCCUCCCCAAGACUAUGUUUAUCCCUAUAGCGUGUUUUACGUGUUCUACGAACAAUAUUUGACCAUUGUGAACGAAGCGGUAAUCCAAAUCGCUGUUUGCCUCCUCGCUGUGUCGGUGGUCACCUUCCUGCUUCUGGGACUCAAUCUGGUCGCAACGCUUAUGGUUCUCCUUGGGGUGGCGUACAUUGUGCUCAGUUUGCUCGCGAUGAUGGUCCUGUGGAACAUCGACUUGAACGCUUUGUCUCUAGUCAACUUGGUUGUGGGCAUUGGUAUCUCGGUGGAGUUCUGUGCCCACAUUGUUCGUGCGUUCACCAUAAGCGUCGAACCAACACGGCUUGCUCGAGCCAAAGCAUCAUUGGCAGACAUGGGCAGCUCUAUUCUUCGGGGUAUCACACUGACCAAACUGGGCGGCAUCGUCGUAUUGGGCUUCUCCAAAUCGCGGCUUUUUCAAGUGUUCUAUUUCCGCAUGUAUUUAGGAAUCAUUGUUUUUGGAGCCUACACUGGUCUCAUCUUCCUACCGGUGGUUCUGAGCUACAUAGGUCCAGGGCUGAACAAGGCGCUAGCACACAGGCAUACGAAACGUCUGCUCGAAUGUGACCUCGUGGAGCACGUGACCGAUGAAGAUGAUCACCGGAAUCGCUGAUUCGUUCACUUGGGAGUACUGGUUUUGAAUCGGCGCCCAUCUGUGAUCGGCUCGAAUUACUGCACUACCUUCCUUCUCUCAUUAUAUAUCUUUUCUACUCAUUUUGAUUCGAUCUAUUUUGUAAAUCCAUUUAUUUGUCGUCCAUCUUUUUGAUUUUCAUCCAUUAAUUAUGAACGCUCAUCUCCUGGCUCCGGUUGUCCUAAUGUUCGCUUCAUUUGCGAGCAGUUCGCUUUACCUUCGACGCAAACGUUUUUACUUUACUAUCCCCACCCUCACUUCCUCUCAGAAACGAUCUAUUACCCAUGCAUAUAAACAUACAUAUUCAUCGUCAAUAUCCCCCCUUCAUGUUCCUUCAUCUGUCGAAAUUAACCGUAUGAUCAUUUUGAGCUAAGCAUAUGUUCGUCAUGUGGCCUGGAAUAUUUUCCUGUUAUCGUCACGAUGAG